Rhea pennata is the source of this 2387-nucleotide messenger RNA. RefSeq names its product TNF receptor superfamily member 1B (gene TNFRSF1B). Gene Ontology annotation, biological process: positive regulation of membrane protein ectodomain proteolysis; negative regulation of neuroinflammatory response; positive regulation of myelination. Lineage: Eukaryota; Metazoa; Chordata; Aves; Rheiformes; Rheidae. The record is from RefSeq and is a predicted model, not a curated record. Bases 1 to 1416 code for a protein of 471 amino acids. Gene Ontology annotation, cellular component: membrane. Gene Ontology annotation, molecular function: tumor necrosis factor binding; tumor necrosis factor receptor activity. The transcript has 10 exons.
AUGGGGUUGCGCUGGGCGCUCCUCGCCGCGCUCCUCCAGGCCGGCGGCGCCGCGGGCGGCCGGGAAUAUUCAUUGCCUUAUACACCACAGUUUGCACAGUGCCAGGACCCCAGCAGGGAAUUCUAUGAAGAAAGACUUAAUAAAUGUUGCAGUCAGUGCCCUCCAGGUCAAUAUAAGUUACAGAGCUGCACUGACAAUGUGGACACACAGUGCAGUCCCUGUGGACCUAACACAUAUACAGCGAUCUGGAAUCGGUCUCCUCAGUGUUUUGCCUGCUUACCACCUUGCAGGAAAGGUUUUGUGCAGGUUCAAACGUGCACAAAGUCACAGGACAGAAUCUGUAGCUGCCCACCCAAUGAGUACUGCAUUUCAAAAAUAUAUGAGUACUGCAAAAUAUGUAGAGUGCAUAAAAAGUGUGGAAAAGGUUACCGAGUUUCCAAAAAAGGAACAGACAGCACAGAUACAGAAUGUAAACCUUGUCCUCCUGGAACUUUUUCAGAUGAGGAAUCUUACAAUACCAGCUGUAGACCGCAUACAGUUUGUAAAUCAGUGGUUAUUCUAGGAAAUAGCAUAAAUGACACUGUUUGCGGUGACUCAGGAAUAGCAUUUGCCACAGCUCUGCCUCACACUGUUGUGAAACCCAUCCUGACACAAAGCUCAACUUCUAGCAGACCUGAAAUAUUAACUCGACCUGUCAUUCUAAGUGCUGCAUCUGAUAUGUCUUAUAUCAUUGGAUCAGUAACAGGGCCAUUGCUGUUGGUCUUGAUAAUCACUGUUUUGGGAUAUUGCUUAGUCUACAGAAAAAAAGCACUUUUAUAUUCCCCGCCAACUAGAGAAACAGAUUUGCCUUUUUCCCCUACAGAGAAGCAGUGUGACCAAAAAAUAAGAAAUAUAGGAUCACAGAACUCCAGUAACUCCGAACAGGAGGAACAGCAUCUCUUGGAAACUCCAGGGUCAAGCAGUAGCUCUCUGAAUAAUUCAGCUGGGUCUACAAGGGCCAGUGUAAUAAGUAACAAGAACAAUGAAAAGAAAGAAAUGGAAGGCUUUCAGCAGCAAUAUUCAGCCACCGAAGGUUGUAAGCUUCACAGUGGAGACAGACACAACUCUGCAAGUUCAGAACACUCUGGUAAUGGAGGAACACAGGUGAAUGUGACUUGUAUUGUUAAAGUAUGUAAUUCGGACUGCAGUUCCCAGUUCCCAGAACAGACUAGUUCAUCUAGCAUGGAUUAUGGAAAUGCUCCCCAUUAUUCUCCAACAGGGGAAGAAAUUCCCCUUUCAAAAGAAGAAAACCCCUUGAAAAAAGAAACUGAAAUUCAGAUCUCAGUGGAAACCGAGGACAAUUUACUUCAAGACUUACUUCCAGAAGAAAAGAAGUUUCCUCUGGAUAUUCAAGAUGUGGGGAUGAAAACUAGUUAAAGGAGAUUACAGAUCAUGUAUUGAUCGACUGAUAAAAUACAUCAAACAACCUCUGAGCUUCUAAAAUAAAUGUUAUAUUAAAUGUAGCAUUUUACAGAGACUUGAAAUCUCAGAUGAAUAUAGACAUGAAAGUUUUUGAGGUUUUAAACCUUUUUUGUCAGUCUUGAGACUCUAAAGAUGAUCUUUGCAGUUUAUAAGAAGCUACCACUUUUUAAUGCUUUCUUUGCUUUUAAGCUGAAUGCCCUACUCUUCCCUUACUUCUGUGAUACAUCUUGAUCAUAUCCGAGAGAGACUUUUGUUAGCUUUGAAAAGGAACUGUUUUCUAACUUUGUCAUUGACUUUUCUGCUGAGACUUCUUGUGAUGAUAAUUUGGGUUCAUAUAUACUACCUGUUGAGAACAUGACUGCAACCAGCCCUUCUUAAGAGACUGGAAUUAAAUGAUCAGUUAUCCAAUGCUAAUAAGCUAUUCAAAUGGUUUUAAUUUUAAAACUAUUCCAUUCAAUUUCCUAUCUUCACGUAUGUAUUCCUACUAGCCUUUGGACAUUUUUUAUUAUUAUGGUUUGCCUCCUUUCAUCCUGGGACCAAAGUUUACAAUUCAAGCUUAAGUAUAUUGAGGAGCAAAAUCUUCCACAGCCGUUUUUAUACUAAAUUACAACUAUUCUGUUAUUUCUUCAGCUGUACAUAGUAUUUUAGAAAAGGAAAUCUAGAUUAAAUAGUUGUAAUCUUUAAGUAGACAGUAAGUUCCUUCUACUGAUGAUUUGAGUAUGACAUCUGUGUGUCAUGGCUGCUUUAAUAUGAUUCCCUGGCUGAUUCUGACCUCAUUUUAAAGGUUAUCAAAGUUAACCAUAAACACAAAAUAUUUUUCUCUACGUUACAGUGAACAUUAUAGAAGAUCCAGACAGCUCAAUUCCAUUGACCUCAGGUAAAGGACUGUCUCUUGAUUGCAUGGCAUAAUCUGUGAAAACUGGAAU